AUGUCCUCCAGCUCCCCACCGGGCGAGCAGAAAAGCCGGAGCCUGGGCCGGCUGUCGCUGCCCAGGAAAGGCAGCAUGACGCUCGGCAAGAAGCCCUCGGCGCUGGAGCUGGCCGACAGCACCCCCAACGCCCACUACGCCCCGCUCUCCGCCGCCCAGGGCGGGCAGCCGCCGGCGGGCUGCAGCCCGGAGCCGGAGCGGGAGCGGCCGCUGCGCCUGAGGAGCGAGAUGGUGGUGGUGAACGCCGACUGCCCGCGGCCCCCCGUCAGCCUCGACCCUCGCGUCUCCAUCUACAGCCUCCGCAAGCCCCUGCUCAGCCGCAGCAGCGUCCAGGGCAGAGUCUACAACUUCUUGGAGCGGCCCACGGGCUGGAAGUGCUUCGUGUACCACUUCACCGUCUUCCUUAUUGUGCUGAUAUGCCUUAUCUUCAGUGUGCUUUCUACAAUUGAACAGUAUGCAGCUCUUGCUACAGGGACGUUAUUUUGGAUGGAAAUUGUAUUAGUGGUAUUCUUUGGAACAGAGUAUGUGGUUCGGUUAUGGUCAGCAGGAUGUCGCAGUAAAUACGUUGGAAUAUGGGGAAGGCUUCGUUUUGCUAGGAAGCCUAUUUCCAUCAUUGAUUUAAUUGUAGUUGUUGCCUCCAUGAUAGUUCUUUGUGUGGGCUCUAAAGGUCAAGUCUUUGCAACCUCAGCUAUCAGGGGCAUCCGUUUUCUGCAGAUCUUACGAAUGCUGCAUGUUGACCGUCAGGGUGGUACAUGGAGGCUGCUGGGAUCAGUAGUGUUCAUACACAGACAAGAACUGAUAACUACACUCUACAUUGGAUUUCUGGGCUUGAUUUUUUCCUCUUAUUUUGUGUACCUGGCUGAAAAAGAUGCUGUAAAUGAUUCUGGAGAAACAGAGUUUGGCAGCUAUGCAGAUGCCCUGUGGUGGGGAGUAGUGACUGUUACAACUAUUGGCUAUGGGGAUAAAGUGCCUCAGACCUGGAUAGGGAAGACCAUUGCAUCUUGUUUUUCAGUAUUUGCGAUUUCAUUUUUUGCACUACCUGCGGGAAUUCUUGGUUCAGGCUUUGCCUUAAAGGUACAACAGAAACAAAGACAGAAGCAUUUCAACCGUCAAAUUCCAGCUGCUGCCUCUCUCAUACAGACUGCGUGGAGAUGCUAUGCAGCAGAAAACCCAGACUCUUCUACAUGGAAAAUAUACAUUCGAAAACCUGCCAGAAAUUACCAUUUGCUGUCACCCAGUCCAAAACCGAAGAAAUCAGUGAUGGUUAAAAAGAAGAAAUUUAAGUUAGACAAGGACAAUGGGCCUUCUUCUCCAGACAGGAUGUUAACUGUUCCGCACAUCACUUAUGACCACGUGACGGAGGACAGAAAACCUGAUUUCAGUUUUGAAGCAUAUGAAAAUUCUGGACAAACAGGAAUGUUAAAAUUGCUUGAUUGUCAGCGCUCCUGGCCAUCCUUUUCCGCAGACCAGCAGUCUUCCAGCGCUCCUUCCUCGCCAGUGAAAAAAAGCCCGACGUUUUUAGAUGUGAACACAGGACCCUUCAUCAGGACCAACAGCUUUGCCGAUGAGCUUGACCUGGAGGGUGAGACACUGUUGACCCCAAUAACUCACAUCUCACAGCUGCGAGAACACCACCGCGCUGCAAUUAAGGUGAUUCGCAGGAUGCAGUAUUUUGUGGCCAAGAAAAAGUUUCAGCAAGCUAGAAAGCCCUAUGAUGUCCGAGAUGUUAUUGAGCAGUAUUCUCAGGGCCACCUCAACCUGAUGGUGCGAAUCAAGGAGUUACAGAGGAGGUUGGACCAAUCCAUAGGGAAGCCAUCUCUUUUUAUCUCCGUCUCAGAAAAAAGCAAAGAUCGAGGGAAUAACACGAUUGGUGCCAGGCUGAACAGAGUGGAGGACAAGGUUACACAAAUGGACCAGAAACUGAACCUCAUUACAGAUAUGCUGCAUCGUCUGGUUUCCCGUCAGCAGGGGGAUCAAGGGAACAACAGAUCAUCUCAGAGAGGCAACAACGUCAAUUCGGAUCUUUUCCUCCCCAAUAACACCCUGCCGACCUACGAGCAACUGACAGUACCGAGAAGAAACGAAGAUGAGAUAUCCUGAUGUGGUGUAAGUCUGGGUUGGGUUCUUCCCACCUUUCUCCUUUAAAUGGGACUGAAUGUUGAGAACCUGGAAAGAAUUAAGUUCAUCAGCCAUCCAAGAAAUCACGCGACUACUGUAUCUAUACCACUAGUCUCAAAUACGCUCUUCUAAUGCCGCUCGUAAUAGCUGAAGGAUUGCCAGGCUGUCUUCUACCAGGCAAAACUUACUGAAGCUCCACGUUGAUUUUGUUCACGAACAAAUGAUCACAACUCAUUAUUUCUCAGAAAGACCAAAACUAUGUAAAGACAGGCAAAAUGACAAGGAUUUAGAGCUCCUUUAAUAAUAAUAAUAAUAGUAAUAAUAAUAUUCUAAUAAUACUUGAACUUAGAUGGAAAAAGUGCAUUCUGUUCAUGAAUCUGCAGAUAGCAAUAUAUUUCUACUACUAAGGUUUUUAAAACAAACUAGGAUAACUUAUGUUGUUUUUAUUAUAUAAACAUACACUAACAUUCUAAAGAAUGACAAACCACAUACUGAAUGAUCUUCUUUUUCUGUUUUAUUUUAUCGUUGCUACAUAAACAGUUAUCAGAUAAUGACCAGGUUUUUUAAAUCUGUUUUUCUUCAGGGAGGAACUAAUCCUUAAUCUGG
Gavia stellata (red-throated loon) is the source of this 2724-nucleotide messenger RNA. It is a transcript of the gene KCNQ1, whose product is annotated as potassium voltage-gated channel subfamily Q member 1. The record is from RefSeq and is a predicted model, not a curated record. Gene Ontology annotation, biological process: transmembrane transport; potassium ion transport. NCBI's taxonomy places the organism in Eukaryota, Metazoa, Chordata, Aves, Gaviiformes, Gaviidae. Bases 1 to 2100 code for a protein of 699 amino acids. Gene Ontology annotation, molecular function: voltage-gated potassium channel activity. The transcript is spliced from 18 exons. Gene Ontology annotation, cellular component: voltage-gated potassium channel complex; membrane.